Spizellomyces punctatus DAOM BR117 is the source of this 3197-nucleotide messenger RNA. RefSeq lists its product as uncharacterized. The record is from RefSeq and is a predicted model, not a curated record. Lineage: Eukaryota; Fungi; Chytridiomycota; Chytridiomycetes; Spizellomycetales; Spizellomycetaceae. The coding region runs from base 438 to 3032 and encodes 864 amino acids. The transcript is spliced from 9 exons.
CCUUUAAAAUGGAGAGAUCAUUCAUCAUCAUCAUCAUCAUCUUCAUCAUCAGCUGUGUUUGGGGUCUUGACUUGCUUUUCCUUUUGCCUUUAAAGUAAUUACAUACAUUAUCAUAUGGCUCCCCCGCUUUCUCUUUUGUACACACACAUUCAAAAAGGAAACACACACUCAUUCCCCCGUUCAGCUUUUUUUGGUGGUUGGGGGCGGUUCAAACUUAACAACGGCUACUUUGGAGAGAGAGACUGCGCCCCACCGCCCAAACUAGAGGCGAUUUUAGGCUGACUGUUCAAACGGACCCUCGUUGAACCGCUUUCUCGUCGUCGUCGUUUUCCUUUCAUCUUUGAGACGCGACGGCAAUUCACCUGUUCUAUUUAGACAAACCAACUGUACCCAUUGUCGAACGACCAUCCCUCAUCUUCCAAGUGUGCAAUUGCGCCAUGUCGUUCCCACGCAUGGGCACUGGUCAUGGCGACAUGCCCGAGGAAGAACAUAAUUUCCAGAAAGCAAUACGAAUAAAAAUACCUUUCAACAAGGAAAACCCAGAGGCAAACGUCUUCGACUAUGCGCAGCUGGUUGCGGCUCUGCAUGGCGGUGCAUCGUCCUCCUCGGGCGGAGACAUGCCUAAAACCGACACUGGUUCAGCUGGUUCUGAUAGCGAGGAGGAUGGAGAAGACGAGAACGGACAGCAACCUCGCAAAAAGAAGAGUGCUGCAAAAAAGAUACAAGAGGACUACGAUUUUGAGGACGACUUUAUCGAUGAUAGCGAUCUCUUUUACAACGAGGUCGGAUAUGUCCCUCCUAGCGAAUGGAAUUAUGGUUUCUUUGCAUGGCGAGGACCAGUGGAGAAUUUCUUCGAAGAGUACCAAACAGACUUAUUCGACAGAGAUGCACCAGCUACUGCUGCAAAGCAGAAGGGCAAAAAGAAGGCGACCGCUGCAUCUGCGGAGAAGAAGACAGUAAACGGAGCCGACAAAAAAGCCAAAGGCACUGGCGAGACCAGCCGAAAACGAUCCAAAAAGGCAGCGGUUACCGCGCCAGCCAGUAGUGCGCCAACCUCACCAAAGGUGAAGCGCACUAACAUUUCGCCUCCAGAGUCAGCAAAGCUGGGGAUUAGUAUAGCAUCACCCGAGCCCGCAAAGGAUACAGUCACUUCUACGCCUGAAGGCGCACGGGCUGGCGGCACCACCAUCACUUCAAUCCCGAACUCUUCCGCUCCAGAACGGCGUGGCCCAUCACAACCUGCAGAUUCUGCUACUACUGGAGCACCGGACAACCAUCCACUUGGACCAUACAUCAUUGUCCCAACAAGGACCGAUAGCGAAUUGUCAGAGGACGAUAUGCCACUCGCUGAUUACGCCCGGAUAAAAACCACAAAAGACGAACCACCGGUUCCACAACGAAAGCCCAGCCAACAAACAAAAAAACGAGACAGAAAGGAGGAUAAACACACGACUUUGGGGCCGGCUGCAAUUGCGGACGUAGCAGUGCGACAUGCAUUUUCAGAACCCUCCAAGAAGAAGCAGAAAAAGAACAGAGAAAAAACUGCCCAAGAAGGGCUACUUGCUGCGCCUCCAUUAGCUAUCUCUGCAUCUCUUCUUGAGGUUUCUAUGGGUCUAUCGGAUCCUUCCGGAUCGAAAAAAUCCAGUUCAAAGAGCGAGAAAAAAUCUUCGUCAAAAAAGAGUUCCAAAUCCAAGCGAUCAGAGACCGGGUUCCCCCGUAAAGUUGAGCAAUUGUUGCAACAUCUUGAAGAGAAGGCAUACCUGUUACAACCACCGGCCCAUGAGCCUCUCACGGGUGAACUGAGAGAUUGCCUCCACCAAGCCGCCCUUACUGCGUCGAAUAACAGCUGCUUGAAUGCCUCAUUCUUUGCGCGAGUUGGAGCCUUUUUGCCGUACCCUGAAUAUUAUCUAAGAAAAAUCAUCGGCAUACACGUUAUACCCAAAAAGCUGGAAAGAAUGCAGCCAGCCAUAAAGCAGAUGUAUGAUCAUUUCCGCGCGCUCAUCAAGGAAACUUUAACGCAAAAUCCAAUCGCAACCCAACCCUCUACAUCGUCUGCUGCCUCGCCAGAGGGGAACGACGGCAGUUCUAAAUUCCCUUGGACCGAAGAUCUGAGGACGCUGUUUUGGAAUUUGUUGUGCAGUGAAUGGGAGAUGGCCGAGUUGGAUAACGAGUAUCACAUACUUACCGAUACUAAACCCGAAUUCAAUGAGAGCGCUGUGCGCAAAGCUGUUUAUGGAAAGGUAUUAAGUUUUUGGCCCGAGGGAAUGAUGACGGUCGAGACGCUUUCCCGUACAUAUAGUCAUAUGAAAAGAAAGCUGGAACGACGAGCAGCCAGUGGUUACGGCGGCGGCAGAUACCACGGUGCCAAACCCGAUCCUUUCAAGAAUAACAAAAGAUUGAACCCUCGCAAGUCCGCUCCGCCGAUACUGGAGGGUGGUCCGCUGGGGCGAGAUGAGGACGAUUCACAAAAAGUGUCCGUGAACCUUGUCUCUUCAGUAUCAGCUAUGACUCCGGCAAAAUCUGAUGGUGGAGUAUCUUCGCCGCUGUCGUCUCCUUACGCAAUGGGUGGUAGUCAAACACCAGAAGCUGGACCCAGUUCCACCCCUUCCAAUGAGAUUCCCCCCCGACCCCCCAUACCUCCCAAACUCAUAUCCAAGGUUCCUGCUGCGGGCCAUUUUACUCCAGACGGGUGGAAAGUGGAAAAGGACAAUGUGAAACGCAAAGGAUCUUUUGAGCCCCCAAAUUUUGAGCAUAUCCCUCUGGACAAGAAACAGAAAAUCUCGAUCAUGACAUCAACAACUGAGUUCGCGACGCCGACUCCAUCAGGUUCAGCCGGAACUGCUGGAGGAAGUGGUUCGCCAGGACCAAUAGGAACCACACGGAGGGCCUCCGACGUCAAAAUUCAAGUUAUCAUCCCUGUUGAGAGCCACGAUUCUGUGACAGAAAUAGCAUCGCCUGCGCGGAAAACGUCUGAUGCUACGAGAGAGAAUUUGGGUGGGAGGGCAAUGUCGGUUGCAGAGUUGAUUGGAUAGGAUAGCCAUUAUCACCGAUGUCUUUCUUUGCAUCAGUCUUUUUUUCGCUGUACAUUUCUUUUUUAACGGAAAUUUUUGAUAUACGCAGUACGAUUGUCCAAUGCCAGAGUCAGGAGGGUCAACAUCAAACAAUUUAAUUAACGUUUUACUACAAUUAGACGAUCC